This is a messenger RNA of Lentinula edodes (shiitake mushroom), 696 nucleotides long. RefSeq names its product ankyrin. Lineage: Eukaryota; Fungi; Basidiomycota; Agaricomycetes; Agaricales; Omphalotaceae. The transcript is spliced from 4 exons. Gene Ontology annotation, molecular function: protein binding; fatty-acyl-CoA binding. The coding region runs from base 1 to 696 and encodes 231 amino acids. The record is from RefSeq and is a predicted model, not a curated record.
AUGGAUGCAUCUGCUCCUUCCGAUUCCUUUCGCGAUGCUGCGUCGUACCUAUCAAAUUCUACCUCACUAGCGAAAGUUUCAAACACCGUUAAACUGGAGCUGUAUGCAUUGUUUAAAUGGCUAACGGUGUCCCCUCAACCAAACGUCUCUCGUCCAUCGAUAUUUGACAUGGCCGGACGCGCCAAAUGGGACGCAUGGAACGCAACAGGAAAACAAUACACUAAUGGGACAGAUGCAGAAAACCGAUAUCUUGAGAUUGCACACAGUUUAGGUUGGCAACCAGGAGCUUCAAUUUCCCCACAGCCUAGCAAAACUACGAACGAUGAUUUAUGGGAUUCUGACUCAGAUUCAAGUAAAAACCGUGAAGGUGGCGGUGGAAUGGGCAUCAGCGUCAGCUCCAUGUCGGCACCCGAGACCGACUCUGACAAUACGCUGCAUGGUCUCGCAAUUGCAGGAGAUGUCAGCAAACUAGAAACGCUAGUUGCUUUAGAUCCAGACAUCAAUAUUAACGCACUGGAUGAAUUUGGAUAUACACCUUUGCAUCUCGCUUGUGACCGAGGAAAUUCAGAAAUCGCGCGCUUCCUGCUGUCCAGAGGUGCCGACACAUCUAUAAAGGACCCAGACGACAUGACACCUCUAGAGUUAGCCCAGACCGCUGGGCAUGAAGAUAUUGUGGAACUACUGUCCAAUCAAUGA